Messenger RNA from Somion occarium, 1955 nucleotides. NCBI's taxonomy places the organism in Eukaryota, Fungi, Basidiomycota, Agaricomycetes, Polyporales, Cerrenaceae. The record is from the annotation of a GenBank genome assembly.
AGAGACAUGAUUAUCUCUUCUGAUGGAAAAAGCAUCCAUAUGACUACCCAGGCUGCCACCCAUCGCUUGCUGAGAGCUGCAACAAUUGCUGUGUUCUUCUCGGCUAUUUUUACACCCAAUCCCUGGCUGGCUAGAAGGGCACACGCCGGACCAAUGGAGCCUAAGAUUCGACAGAUUCUCAAGACAACCGUGAUACUAAUAACGGCAUGCGUUUGGCGCACAAUAUAAAAACCCCUUGCGCAUGACAUACGCAAGGGCGCGCACUUCUCCCGGCAGGUCUCACGUAACCUCUUCGACGAGUUGGAAGUGCCCUUUCCCUUCUCCCUUUCAGCAGAUCAGGGUUUGGAAACGUAGAGAAGAUGGCUAGUACCUUCGAUCCCCCGAGUACGCUCAAACCCGCCCAAGUUGCUAUCUCUAUGGUCGAGCAUGGGGUGGCGAAACAUAGGACGCGGCAUGAUAAGAUCUUCCUCAAGGCCGUUGCUGCGGGUGUCAUGCUAUCGUUCGGAGGCUUACUCUCAGAAAUCAUUUCCGGAGGUUCUGCUGGUAUCAAUGCAAACAAUCCAGGCUUAGUGAAGAUACUGGGAGGAUUUGUCUUCCCCGUGGGCUUGGUGAUGAUUGUUCUGCAGGGCCAAGAGUUGCUCACGAGUAACAUGAUGAUCCAUCCAAUGGCGGUCCUGAAGGGCGCCAUUCCUUGGUGGAGUCUACCGUUGAAUUGGAUUAUAGUUUUCUUUGGUAACCUCGCUGGAAGCCUGUUCUUCGCGGCUGUAAUCACCAAGUACAGCGGUAUCAUUUCCACGGAGCCCUACAUCACCUUUGCGCAGACUUUCGCCUUGCGCAAAGCGAAGGAUCCUCAAUGGCACCAAAUAUUCUUGAGAGGAAUUGGCUGCAAUUGGUUAGUCUGCGUCGCCGUCUGGCAAGCGGCAGGAGCACGGGAGACGAUCUCCAAGAUCUUUGCCAUUUGGAUUCCAAUUUGGGUUUUCGUAGCGUGUGCUUUUGAUCACAUUGUUGCAAACAUGUUCUCAGUUCCCCUGGGCAUCCUGUUUGGUGCAGACUUGACAGUGGGCGAAUACAUUCGAAAGUCUCUUUUUGCCUCGCUUUUCGGCAACAUCGUUGGUGCGCUCUGUGUGGCCCUGCCCGCCGUUUAUUGGUAUCUACCAGACUAUAAGUAUGAAGAUACCGAGCUCCGAGGCCUCGAGACCGGGGAGGGCGCGAACCAAGGAGCUGGUAGUACGGGUACUGGGUCUGGCAGUUCGGAUGUCCGGAGGGAGGUGUACCGGGUGCCCAGCAAACAGUCACAGUGAGCCUUGAUGAACCCGUUGCAUGUAUGUGGCCUUUUGUGCGCUUGAUUUCUACUAAUCCACAUCUACUACUGCAUCUAGUUUUAGUCACUGCUUUUGUACGAUUAUUCCGACGUCCUAUUUUUUACGUUUUCUUUUUUGCACGUCCCGCUGGCUGACAGGACUUGAGCUUUUUCAUCUGUCUCAGUCUGCAAGACGCAGGCAUGACCUCAGGCAGGUAAGAGAAUAUCAAGAGGCCUUAUGCUGAUGACUGCGCCAGUCACUGAGGUUGUUGUGUCUACAGUUAUAAGUUAAGCUGGUGCAGCUGCAUAGAUGGCAGUCUUCACGUCGUGUCGCGAUCCUUUCCCCUAGUCCAUUCGAUAAGCUCAAUCGAAUGGUUACAACAAAGUACUGGACCAUCUGUUGAUGGCAGCAGGGCCUAGCUAACACCUGGACCUUUGAUCAUCUGCCAAAACAAUUCUGGCAUACUCCGCUUGCUGAGCUGUUCCAACAUCCAAGGUGUAAGAAUUAAGAUUACGUCAACUCUGUACGUUGGACGUAUCUCUAUGAUCGGAGCGAAAGUGCUUUGAAAGCUUGUAUAUAUGCCGAUUGUCUUCGGUAUUUGAUUCUAUACGGAUAAAUCUAAAGGAUAUAAAGCAGUUGUUGGAACUCUCGAAC